Messenger RNA from Capsella rubella, 1793 nucleotides. Its product is annotated as mannose-1-phosphate guanyltransferase alpha. The coding region runs from base 304 to 1551 and encodes 415 amino acids. Gene Ontology annotation, cellular component: cytoplasm. The transcript is spliced from 15 exons. Lineage: Eukaryota; Viridiplantae; Streptophyta; Magnoliopsida; Brassicales; Brassicaceae. Gene Ontology annotation, biological process: biosynthetic process. The record is from RefSeq and is a predicted model, not a curated record.
UCAUCUCUCGCGCUUAUCCUUUAAACGAGUGUGGUGAAUGGUGAGUGUGACUUGGAGGACCCAUCACCGCAACAUUACAGCUUAGAUCUCGAUAACCACAACUCACUAGCGACACUUUCGAUUGGAUCUUCUCCAAAAUUUCACCUUUCUCAAAUUUUCCAACGAGAUCUUCUCUCAAAGGCUCAUCCUUUUGUUCUGAAUUCUUUAUACUGCGGUGCCCAUUUAUCUAUUUCUUUUGUGGGAGAGAACUCGAAGUAUUUCGGAGUUUGUUGAGCGAUCUGAGAUUUUGGAGUUUUGAAAAAAAUGGGGAGCUCAAUGGAGGAGAAAGUGGUUGCUGUGAUCAUGGUCGGUGGUCCAACCAAAGGUACUCGGUUUCGACCAUUGUCACUGAACAUUCCAAAGCCUCUGUUUCCAAUUGCGGGACAACCAAUGGUGCAUCAUCCAAUUUCAGCUUGUAAAAGAAUUCCAAAUUUAGCUCAAAUAUAUCUUGUUGGCUUCUAUGAGGAAAGGGAAUUUGCACUUUAUGUCUCAGCCAUCUCUAAUGAACUCAAAGUUCCUGUUAGAUAUCUGCGAGAAGACAAACCACAUGGUUCAGCUGGUGGGCUGUAUCACUUUAGAAAUCUAAUUAUGGAGGAUAGCCCGUCUCAUAUCUUCCUGCUUAACUGUGAUGUUUGUUGCAGUUUCCCCUUGCCGGAAAUGCUUGAGGCUCACAGGGGAUAUGGUGGAAUUGGAACUCUUCUUGUGAUCAAGGUCUCUCCUGAAUCAGCCAGCCAAUUUGGAGAAUUGGUUGCAGAUCCAGUUACUAAUGAGCUGCUUCAUUACACUGAGAAACCCGAAACUUUUGUCAGUGAUCGUAUUAACUGCGGUGUUUAUGUCUUUACACCUGAAAUUUUUAAUGCCAUAGGAGAUGUGUCUACUCAGAGGAAAGAUAGAGCAACUCUAAAACGUGUUUCCAGCUUCGAAGCUCUUCAACCGGCGACAAGGAUCCCGACUGAUUUUGUAAGACUGGAUCAAGAUAUCCUUUCACCUCUAGCUGGAAAGAAACAGCUAUAUACAUAUGAGACAAUGGACUUCUGGGAGCAAAUUAAGUCUCCCGGAAUGUCGCUGCGGUGUUCCGGACUCUAUCUUUCCCAAUUCCAUUUGACCUCUCCCCAACUGUUGGCUAGUGGUGAUGGAACAAGGAGUGCCAUUGUAAUUGGUGAUGUUUACAUACAUCCUUCUGCAAAAGUACACCCAACUGCAAAGAUUGGCCCCAACGUCUCAAUCUCUGCAAAUGCUCGUGUUGGACCGGGUGUCAGGCUUAUCAGCUGUAUCAUUCUUGACAAUGUUGAGAUCAUGGAAAAUGCAGUGGUGACUAACGCAAUUGUUGGGUGGAAAUCUUCUAUCGGGAGAUGGUCCCGCGUCCAGGCUGAGGGAGUCUACAAUUCCAAACUCGGAGUUACAAUUCUCGGAGAGUCGGUAGCAGUUGAAGACGAGGUUGUGGUGACCAGCAGUAUUGUUCUUCCAAACAAGACACUCAAUGUCAGUGUUCAAGACGAGAUCAUUUUGUAAUUGGAACAUGAAACCAACCCAGUGGGGAGCCACAUCAUCUCCCAUCUGACUGAAAAAUCUACUGGAGAAUCACAGAAGCAAAAAUUUGGGAACUAAUUCACAUGUAUCAUCAUAUAUUUACACCAAGAAUUUUCCAACUUUGUAUUAAAUUUCAUUAUCUUUACUCACAGUCACAGCUACUGUAAAAGGCACACAGAAUUUUUGCCCAUGAUAAUAAAGCAUUUUGUAGUUUGGCAUUGUAA